Trichophyton benhamiae CBS 112371 is the source of this 1905-nucleotide messenger RNA. RefSeq lists its product as uncharacterized. The transcript is spliced from 3 exons. The record is from RefSeq and is a predicted model, not a curated record. NCBI's taxonomy places the organism in Eukaryota, Fungi, Ascomycota, Eurotiomycetes, Onygenales, Arthrodermataceae. Bases 1 to 1905 code for a protein of 634 amino acids.
AUGGGCCUCUCCGAAGCAUAUAACUAUUUGACAAGUUUCUAUACCAAAGCAAGACGGAAUGCAAGGCGACAGCGGAGGAGGGCUAACACCUCAGGCGACAGCCUUAGGUCGUCCUCUUCCCAGGAAGUCUUUCAUUCGGCCGUGCUGUCGCCAAAAAAGGUCCGGGAUUCAGGCAUACCCACCGAUAACAGAGGAGAAUCUACGCAGAUAUCAACAAGAACAACCGAGGCACACAGCGACCAUCCUCCUAUGGUCGAGUUGCGAAGUACCAGUGCCGUAAACCUGGUGGCCCAGUUGCAAUCUCACCUGUCAGAAGGGGAUAGCCUUAUGGACAAGCCUGCAGAUAAGCCGCCGGCUAUACCUGAUCGCUCUCCAAAUAGGCCCAAGCUGCCACACGGAUACAAUAAUCCUGACGCGCAGACUACGGCCUAUCGGGAUACCAAGACAACGAACCUCGCCCUCACCACGGGGGAAGAUGUAUACAAUGGCAUGGGGAUAUCAAGCAAGACCAGCAGCUACACAGCCCUGUCGGAACAAUCGAACAUGACCGUGAACCAUGAUCCGUCAAAGCGAGCUUUCAGUCCGUUUGAACCAGCAGUCCCGGUGACACCAUCUGAAGCUUAUUCAAACCCAUUUUCCGACAGUAAAACAAUGAGUGAGCCGUGGGCAGGGUCACGGAAUGUCCUUGUUCCCUUGGGGUCUUCUCAAUGUUUUGCUCAUGAAAUGGAAAACUCGAACAACAGCUAUGAUAACUGUGAUCGAGACCAGGCACUCGGGAGAGGUGGUAGGACGCACUCCGUACGAAGGAGCGGUAGCAGUGCUUCCUCUGCUUCAGCGCGCCCGCGGCUGAUGGAUGGUAGCAUAGAAGAGCGAAGGGGCUUGAUUAAAGCACAGUCACUUCUCAAAUUCAAUGGCUCUGCUCGGUAUCUAGGGCUGGAUGUAAUUAUCUCGAAGGAGGUAUCACCAAUGCCUGGUAUAGAAAACGAUACACCCGCAAGGCAAAGCUCGCUGCUUAACCGGCUGCGUAAGGUCAAGUCUAACCUGACGGUUAAACGUAAGGAUGGCAGUAAACACAGCUUGCGACGUAUCAAAACCAUGGCGAAUAUAAACGCCCAUGCUGAAUUUGGCAUGCUCGAAGGAAGGGCAAUUGAAGAUCUUGCACGACUGGGAGGGGAGAGUAAUAUCACCUUCCCAAGGGAAUAUGAGCCAGGAAUACUCCGUCUUCCCACUUGCAUAGCAGCUCCAAUCCAUUUUCUGCUGCAACAUGGUAGGUCCCCGUGCAACCGAGCCUCUUCUUCAAAAGGGUAUUUGACAGCUGAUGAAAGAUGGUUCUUCCUUUUCAACCAGGCACUUCUGCACCAUACGGCUACGGCAGCGCAUGCGACGAGUCGGUUGUUCUCGCGCUCUACAGCCAUUACGCAAAUCAAAUACGUUCUAGCGCAGAUCCACGACAAGAACUUCACAGAGAUGAGAGACCUGCGAGAUCCUGGCCGGAGGGAAUACAUCAAGGGCGUAGCAGUGCCCGUAGCGGCAAAGGUCCGGAUGAUCACUCUGGCAUUGCUGGCGCUGACGACGGACAUGCAGUUGGAGCUAAUCUGCGCGAUCUUUGGCCUCCUGGCAUUGACUGCAGACGAGUGCGCAGACCGGAAGGUCUCGCACCAGUAUCUUCACCCUCCAGGGACGGGAUCGUGUGAUUUCUGCAUGACACUUCCGACGCCGCGCACUCUGGGACGAGUGUUCGGCUCCUUUUUAUACGAUGUGAAGAAUGUGCGCGAGCUUCAACCGACGGUCCAGUUUAAGCUGGCGGAGGGGACACAGUCAGCGGACGUGGCGACAAUGCUGAUUGAGUUAUGGAAGCAUAUCUCUACACAGCUCCGCAGAUGGGAGGUCCUUGAGAAUGAAUGA